AUGUCUGACUUGAGCUCUCGCCCGCCAGUGCCCGACAACUGGGACGCCUCACAGAUCCCGUCGCAACAGGGGAGAGUGGCUAUCGUCACGGGCGCCAACUCCGGAAUCGGAUACGAGACUGCUCUGGAGCUCGCUCGCAAGGGAGCUCACGUGGUUCUGGCUUGUCGAAGCGAAGAUCGUGGUCGCGAAGCCGAGACCAAACUACGUGAGACCUUGUCCUCCACCCCUGAAGCUGGCAAAGUGGAGUUCGUUAAGUUGGACUUGGGCGACCUCAGCAGCGUCAAACAGUUCUCGGAGGACUUCAAGAAGAGCCACGCUCGUCUGGAUCUGCUCAUCAACAAUGCCGGUAUCAUGGGCGGAGCGUGGGGGCUCUCGGCCGAUGGAUACGAGCGGCAGUUCGCUACUAACCACUUGGGCCACUUCGCGCUGACUGCUCAGCUGUUCCCACUGCUGAAGGACAGCACACCGUCGCGUAUCGUGAACGUCAGUAGCAUCGUGCACCGGUCGGCUCCGACGUGGAAUGAGGACGAGAUCAUAACGACCAGUGAGGACAAAUACCGGGAGAUGGACAACUACGGUGUCACCAAGCUCAGCAACAUCCUGUUCACUAACGAACUGGCUCGUCGUAUCAAGUCUGCGGACAUUGAGGGCGUCACUGCGGCCGCGUGUCAUCCCGGUGUCACGGCGACGAACCUGGCGACGGCGUCUACGGUGAACAGCAAGAGUUGGCUGUGGUGGCUGGUGUACAAGAUGACGGACUUGGCUCCACGCCAGAGCUGUCCGAUGGGAGCGCUACCGACGCUGUAUGCUGCUACUGGAAGUGAAGUUGAGGGCGGCGACUUCUUCGGACCCAAACAUCUCAAGACGUUUGGAUACCCUGUGCGGGAGGACCCGUCCGAACAGAGCAAGUCAGAAUCGGGUGCGAAAAAGUUGUGGACACUGAGCGAGAGACUCGCUCAUCUGUCCUUCGACAUCAAGAAGUAG
Molecule: messenger RNA, 984 nt
Organism: Phytophthora nicotianae INRA-310
Lineage: Eukaryota; Oomycota; Peronosporomycetes; Peronosporales; Peronosporaceae
Exons: 1
Coding region: 1-984 (327 amino acids)
Source: RefSeq, a predicted model, not a curated record